Sclerotinia trifoliorum is the source of this 2158-nucleotide messenger RNA. NCBI's taxonomy places the organism in Eukaryota, Fungi, Ascomycota, Leotiomycetes, Helotiales, Sclerotiniaceae. The record is from the annotation of a GenBank genome assembly.
GCACUCCUCAAUCCUUAAAAAUAAGAAAGCUUCACCAGAACUUUCCAUCCCUUUGAACGAAAUCAGUUCUGAUUUUACAAGUUCUAAGCACUGUCAUCAUAUUCUGCACUUGUGCUAGGGUAGAUUGUGAGGUAACACCUUUCGCAAGCUUCCCCUCGACAGUUCCUCAAUCCGCACCGGGUUGUACCGAAUAUCUCGAAUUUGGCGCGCAGAUUACAGUUCAACGGAGUCGCAAUUGAUGAAAUAGACAAUAGGAAAGCAGAGAUCCCGUAUCCUUCCAGCAAAGAGAAUUCUUGUCGACGAGCUCGCCGAAAACCGACAAAAGCAAUCACAACACGAGAAUAUCUCCAACAUCAACGAUUUAGGAACUGCUCGAUUUUACGCCAUUAUUCAACAUCUCUAGAUUCAUAACUGUAAUCGCUCAACCAAGUGAAUCUUGAGAGUCUAGAAUUCAUCAAGCCCUGCAUCAUUGAUUUUCAAACAACUGAGUUCUUACUCGAUUGUUCGACAGCCAAGCAUCACACCCGAAAUUGAAUUCUGUGCCGUUACAAUCUACAAGCCAGGUUCCUCUACCUAGCCGAUCUUGAACACCGCAAGAGCAACAACUUUUAAUCCCGAUCCUGAAGAUUUCCCGGUCAACUGCAUUCAAUAAUAAUCGAGAUGUCUUUCUUAUUUUCUGCACCAGUCGAUAUUGAUAUCGUUCUGGAAGAUGGAGAUAGUCGGGAAACAGUAGAGGUUAAGAGUAAGAGUAGCAAGGAAAGGGUACCACUUUACAAAGACGGUGAAUCGGUUAGAGGAGCUGUCACCAUUAGACCUAAGGAUGGAAAAAGGUUAGAGCACACAGGUAUUAAAGUGCAAUUUAUCGGAAUGAUUGGUAAGUCACAUAUUUUGGAGAUUUGAUCAACAUAUUAGUUUCAAUUUACUAACCUUAGACCUCAGAGAUGUUCUACGAUCGAGGAAAUCACUAUGAGUUUUUGUCAUUAGGACAAGAGCUCGCUGCCCCUGGCGACUUACAACACCCACAGGCUUACGACUUCAACUUCAAAAAUGUCGAAAAACAAUACGAAUCUUACAAUGGUAUUAAUGUCAAGUUGCGUUAUUUUAUUAAGGUCACAGUAUCUAGACGAAUGGCAGACGUUAUCCGCGAGAAGGAUCUUUGGGUUUUCUCUUACAGAAUUCCUCCAGAGAUGAACAGUUCCAUCAAAAUGGAUGUCGGUAUUGAGGAUUGUUUGCAUAUCGAAUUUGAAUACUCGAAAUCAAAAUACCACCUCAAAGAUGUUAUCGUUGGCCGCAUUUAUUUCUUGCUGGUUCGUCUCAAGAUUAAACAUAUGGAAUUGUCUAUUAUUCGAAGGGAAACCACUGGAACACCACCCAACCAGUAUAAUGAAAGCGAAACUUUGGUACGAUUUGAGAUCAUGGAUGGUUCACCAUCAAGAGGAGAGACUAUCCCUAUUAGACUUUUCCUAGGCGGCUUUGAUUUGACUCCUACUUUCCGCGAAGUCAACAAGAAAUACUCUACCCGUUACUAUUUGAGUUUAGUUCUCAUUGAUGAGGGUAAGUCCUUUCUCUUAACCCUUCUUCCAAACCUAACUGACAACCACAUAGAUGCCCGACGUUAUUUCAAGCAAUCUGAAAUCGUUCUUUACCGUCAACAACCAGAAGAUGCUUUAGCCCUCGGCCAACAGACUAAGAUUGCUGGUGCACAUUCAGCUCCUAGUCCUGCAGCUCAGAAACGAAUCUCUGCUUAAAUAAUCGCAUCUCCUGCAAUUUUGACUAAUUUCUUUCGUUUCUAAUACGUUGAUACCAACAUCCUAUUUUCCUUUCUUCUUUCUUAGUUUUCCUUUUGCGUGCGUACUUAUAGGUUUUAGAUAAUGGGCUGAAAUGAAUGCAUGAAUCGAUCUGAUCAUUGGGGAGAAUAACAAGUCCAAUAAAAAUAUUAAGAUAUGAGGAGAUACUUAAAGGCCAAGGAAAAGUUUCACAGGGUGGCAUUUUUCAUGAAUGUACAAUAUGAGUCUCCGGAAGACUCUGAUAGAUAGUUGAUAUGGCAGGUCUCUUCCUUCCUUGCUUGCGGUAACUUUUACUUUUAGGAGUAAGGGUGAAAAUGCUGAGAGAUUGGGAUAUCGCGUAUACAUAUUAUGAAUAAAAAUAUUUCAAUGAA